This is a messenger RNA of Xenopus tropicalis (tropical clawed frog), 6494 nucleotides long. It is a transcript of the gene amer1, whose product is annotated as APC membrane recruitment protein 1. Gene Ontology annotation, cellular component: plasma membrane. The transcript has 3 exons. Lineage: Eukaryota; Metazoa; Chordata; Amphibia; Anura; Pipidae. The coding region runs from base 411 to 3656 and encodes 1081 amino acids. The record is from RefSeq and is a predicted model, not a curated record.
AAGAGGUAUGUGGCUUUCUAAAUGGCUGCUGCGAGUGUCAAUCAUAGUAGGUUGCGGGUUUGUGGGCAGGUACAGGCCGUGCGGUUUCGUAGCAGCUUGCGCUGAGCAGGAAUGGAGGAGACCUGGGGAAGCAAAGGGAGACGAGCCAAGGUUUGAGGCCUACUACCGUGCGGGGCAGAUAUGAAAUUACAUCAUCGGAGCAACUUGUUAUGGUGGGGACCUGUGAAUUUACAAAGCAUUUGCUGUAUGUUCCAGGGAAAGACACCAUGUCUUGGGCUGAGAUUGCCUACCCAUGGGAGCAUGUACACUGCCUAGAAAGAAUGUUUGUUUAUCUUUGAUAACCAAACCCCUGGUACCUCAUCUGCCUCAGCCUUCAACUAAGAAUACCUGUUAAAUGCAUAACAUUUGCCAUGGAAAGCAGGCAGAGUGGCCAAGAAAAACACACUGGGACAAAGACAAGUUUGUCUGUUUGUGACAGCCAUGACAGCAUCCUCAGUGAUGGUGAUUCAGGGAAGAUGGAAACCUCCUGUGGGGAGACAGCAGCAUGUCAUGAUCUACAAACUGCUGGAAAGCCAAAGAAGGCGCACUUCAAAUUUUUUGGUGGAAAGAAGAGCAUUUGUACCCUGCCCAGCUUUUUUGGGGGAAAGCACAAAGGUCUGGGCAAGGGAAAUUUCAGGAAAGGAUUAAGCAAAAGUAAAACACAUGAUGGUAUCAGUGAUGUGCAGAUUGAAGAUGGGAAGAAAUUUUUUUCAGACAGCUCUAACAUUAAAUUACAUGGACUGGAGUUGACCCGUGUAGGAACUUGUCUUACCAGCUCUCAUAGUACAGACUUAAAUGUAACGGCUCCAGCUCAGUUUGACUUAAGCUUUCAUGAUACAUCUCCCCAUAGCAGCACAGACUGCUUUGACAAAAAAAUAAAUGGGGAUAAGUCCCUGUCAUUCCCUAGACCAAAGAAGGGCCUAAAGGGACUGUUUAGCAGCAUCCGUCGCCACAAAAAAAACAAAGUUCCUGAUGUGGAAAAAUCAGAGCAUUUUAUUCAUGCUGCACCCUGUCUCACUGAACAACUAAAUGAACCUGAAUUGGAGAAUAUGCAAGAAGGCAAUGAACAAACCAAAAUAGAAUGUCUCCCUACUGAAGUAUCGCAAGAGCCCUCCCUGAGCACAGCUGUGGGUACAGAAGAGACGGAGUCUUCAGAAUGUUUGUCAGAUGUUGCUCCUAUACCUUCUGUUGAACUCCCUGUAGAACCUGAUCACCUAAAUUCUCUUAACAAAGACCAUUCCUUAGAUGCCCAGCUUGAUUCAGCAGUUAUUUGUUCAAGUGACGAUGGAAUAUUUUCUGAGAUUGUAAGUCCAGAUGUCAUAGACAAAGUUCCUCUGUCUUCUGGUGACCAAAUCAGCCUUAUAUUUGAAGAUGUCUCUUCACUCAAGAGUUUUGACUCUUUAACGGGCUGCGGGGAUAUUAUUGCUGAUCAGGACAUUGAUACUGUUAGUGAUAAUGCCAUAUCUUUGGAGCAAACCAGGGAAAACGCUAAGAGAAGCUCCUGCCUUGUAACAUACCAAGGAGGAGGUGAAGAAAUGGCAACCCCGGAUGACAUGGAGGAGGAAUAUCUCCAACAACUGUUGGAGGAUGCCAAUGAAGCUGAAGGAAGCUAUGAACUAAAUAAUGAAAAGGAAGCAACCAAAGUGCGUACAGCGUUCAGUCAGGUGGAGACUGCUGUGUACCCUUUGUGUGCACAAGAUUCCUUUACUGAUAGAGCUAUCCUUAGCAAUACAGAGUUACUGACCCCUCAGAGUGAUCAGCAAGAGUCUGCUCCAAAUAGCGAUGAAGGGUACUAUGACUCCAACACACCUGGUCCCGAAGAUGAUUCAGGAGAAGGCUUUAAUCAUAAAGAACGUCUUCCUAGAGACAGCUAUAGUGGAGAUGCACUUUAUGAAUUCUAUGAGCCUGAGGACAGCCUUAUGAGCCCUGCACCUGGAGGAGAGUCACUGUAUGAGACGAAAACGCCAUGCUCUGAAAUUUUUGAUCAGUUUUUUGACUUCAGUCUUACCAGUAACAAUGAUUUAAUUCAAGAUCAUGUGCAUAAGACAUGUGCAACGGAAACAGAAGAGGAACGACUGGCAGUUAUUCAGAAACAGCUGCUCUUCUGGGAAAGGCAAAGAGAGGCUACUUUGAAAGGAAUGGCACAUGUAAACAAAGGUAUUUUUCCCAAAGAAGAGCAAAAUGUUGAAUGUAAAAAUAAAGCUGAUAUAUUAUGCCAUAAUAAGGAUUGUCAUCUUAACAACCAUAGUUUGCUACAAAAUAUAAGCAAAGGUGGAGCUGCCAAAGUAGCUCAAAAUACACUAACUGAGAAACAGAGUUGGAAUAACUUCCAGGACACACCUUUUAGAGACUCUUACUACGAAGGAAGUUACAUUCAGCACUUAGAUGAUAAUAGCCUUAUGAAGGAUCCACGUUUUGAGUUGAAUGUAACUAGCCUUGGAACUCAAGACGUAAGCGAUAACAGAAAAACGAACACUGGUGGGUUUCCCAGUUCUAGGGUUAUCCCUGUGUAUCACAGACAGAAUGUGUUUGGCCCUGAUCUAGAAUGUCAUCAAGAGAAUGAAUGCGAGCAGGCUGUUAACUUUUCCCAAACUUUUGCUGAGUUUACCAAUAAUACUACUCUGUUUUCAAGUAUUUCUGAUUGUCUGGUUAGUGCUGGAUCUAGCAACUCAUUCCAUCGUGAUUUAAAUGCUCUACCCACCAUGGUUACAUUUGAUGUUGUUGAUGUAGAAAAUGAAGGUGAAUGUGAACAUCAUGUUGAGCUUAGCCCAGAUGAGGUGGAGGUUUCAUCAUUCGAGACCUUUGACCAUAGCUGUGUACAGGAGUCUUUAGCUGAUUGCGAAGAGCUUUUUCAUACAGAUCUGCCAAACCCACUUCAGACCUAUAACUGGGGUGUUACUAGUCUUCCUCGGCACUUUGGCCACUACAAACUUAAUUCAUCUAUGCCAGCACCACUGUCGUCCAACAGACGAAGCAGAUCUCUAGACACGGAAAAUUUAGAGACUGAACUUGGUGCCUUGCGUUUAUCCAAAAGUGGACUAAAAUCUUAUGAUUUCCUUGGCCCACGGGAGGAUGGAAAAAACUCUUGGCGUUAUGAGAAUGAAUGCUUCCGUGCCCAUGAGACGGAAUGGGGUGGCUGCAGUUUCUUGGAGCAAAGUAGUCAAACAUCUAGGCAGUUCAGUCAGUACACACCCACUGUAUCUUCAAACCAUGGUUACGGUAGAGCAAAUGAAGGAAUAAUCCCAAGCAAACAGCUGCCACUUAACAGACAGAUGGCAAAGACAACUGAUCCACCUUUGCAAUGUAACACAAGGCAGUCUCAAGAGGCCUCCACCAUGUGUGGAUAUCCUGCAGAACAAACUACCAAAAAACUUGCACUCGUGUUACCUCUUGAAGACAGAAGGGGUGUGGGUAUUCAUCAAAGCUCUUAUAAAUCCCAUACAUCUGGUAAACCAAUUGGUGUUACACAGGCAAUGCCUCAGCAAAACAAAAAUGAAGACGAUUUUAUAAAACCACCAGCAGAUUACCAGGACAACUUACUGAAGAGGACAGUGGAGCAAGAGGUUUCUGCUAAUAAGAAAUGGGCUAAUAACUACACUGAAUGUACUGGUAGCUAGUUUAAAGCUAAGUUUAUGCAUCAGUGUAUUUUCAUAACAGAUUGGAGUCCAGCAUGACAAGUUGCUCAUAAACCCAUUUGGGUCAGAACAAUGACUGCUUGUUUGGCUUUGUUUAACAAAGGGCAGGCUUAAGUCUUUCUCUAUUUAAUUGGGAUAUCGCAGUUGCCAACUGCAUUUUUGUGCCGAUUUCAGUCUACAACUGCCAGGGAACAAACUACAUUUCUAUUUUGAUUGUAUUGAGUAAGCACUCUCAAUUUUGGGAGGGGAAAUAUGUAUUACUGAAUGUGCUACACACCUGAUAUAACACUUUAUUAUGUGCUUAUGUCAUAUUUGUUAUGCAGAGACUUUUUAAACUCGCUUGCAAAACUUUGCGGCCAGUAUCUACUGUCUAUUGCUGUUUAAAUCCAGGUGCCCAUUUAAUUCCAUUUUUCAACAUAUAGCCUUGUCUAUUUUUAUUUUAUUUUCACUUGCUUGGGCAAAGCAUUACCCUACUGCUUGCAAGAAAGCUGUGGUAUAACAUUCUAGAAGCAAGCAUUUCUAAGAGAAACCUUGUAUGGCUAUGAACACUUAGAGGUGUAUUUAUUAACAUUGGAGACCAACAUCACCAGUGAUGUUGCCCAUAGCAGCCAAUCAGCAAUUAGAAUUGAAUGGUCUGAUUAAGUGCUAUGGGCAAUUAUUUUUGUCUUCAAUGUUAAUAAAUGCUCCCCUUAAACUUUAGACAGCAGGAAUGUCACAUGACAUUCUUUAGUCAAUUCUGGUUCUGUUAGUUCUAGCAUGGUCACUCACAGUUUUGCACACCCUAUGUUCCAAAGAAAAUGUCAGGAUAUAUUUAUUCCAUAAAGAGUAAUGUAUUCUAUGCAUGCUCUAUAUUUAGGAAAGAUGUGUGGGUUUUUUAUGAAGUCAGAUUUGCUACCGUCAUUGUUUUUAAGGUCUUUCGUAGCCAUGUUGUAAAAAUAUUUAACUAGUUUAACUCGGUUGCAGGUGGUUUUUGCCACUUUUGAUUGUCCCCUUAAUGUACUCUGCUUAUGCACCUAAGCCUCAGAAGUGCCCUGUCUGCACUGCCAGCUGAUAGCUAUGCUCACACAGUGUUGCUGAUUCUCCUCACCUAAAAUAGGAUGCUGUCAGUGACCAAGUGCUGUCAAACUUUCAUGUAGAGGGCUGAUUAUUACUUAUAUAACAUAUUUGAGGGGUAGAUUAAAUUAAAAUUAUGUCACAGUAGAUGUCACAAGUCAGUGGAGUCUUUAAGCAGAUGGGGGGCCAUAAAAAUCCUUUGGAGGGCAACAUCCAGCCCCUGGGCCUCCAGUUGGACAUCCAUUUCUUUACUUUUACCAGAACAAGUUUUACCCACAGAAGCCAUUGGCUCUUGAUUCUAUGGGUGCUGGGCAAAUAUCUUACUGUAGUCUCAAAUAAGCUUGUUGAUAUUAUAGUACAGGAGUGUGCGGAUGUUACCUAGCGUUUAAAUCCUGUCCAUCACUUUUUUUGCAGCCCUAUGUAACGCUGCCCUUGCUGGUGGCUUUAGUUGUAUUCUAACAAUGCAUGUUGGAAAAAUGUGCUGGUAGCAUACAGAACAGCAGUUACGGGCAAUUCCAGUGAAAAAAUGCCAUGCAUAUAUGUCUAUUUAAUCAGUCUUGAAACUUACUUUAAUACAUCAGGGCCACAUUUCUCUUCCAUUUGUAAAUGUGGAUAAGUGUUUACCCUGUAAGCUCUAUAAACGCUGAAAAAGCAUCUUUUUUUUAGUGAAUAAUGAGCCAAUGGCAAGUAAGGCUACCGCCACAUUAGACAGUUUCUUGACCUGCAUAUAAGCAUACUCAUGCAUUCCGUGCCACAGUCUGCUCCACAGGGUUCAUUUGGCAACACUGAGCAAAUUUGCCCAUGGGCAGUAACCCACAGCAACCAAUUAGUGAUUGUUUUUUUUUUUGCAUGUAACAAUUUGGUUGCCGUUAGUUACUGCCCACAGGCAAACUUGCCCAGUAUUGCACCCAGGCUGAGGCAGUGAUUCUGAGUACAGACACAGUCGAAAAGUGGAUAGCAGUUUCUUGGCCUGAGAAGCUGCCCUUUGUGCAGUAGCAAAAGUAGCAUUUCAUUUUCUGUUGAAUUAUAACUCAGAGUAUUUGAUUAAGUUUAUGCUUUUUAUAUUAGGACAGAUUCACAUGCUAACAUUUCCUGGCAUUUUUGUCUGUCAAGCAUUCCUGAAUUAGUCUUCAGCCCUUUGCUUCUUAAAAUUAAUUGAAAAGCUGAUGGCAGUGAAGGGAAUACUCCCCUGGGACAGGCAGAAACCAAAGAAGUAGGCAUUGAUGCAGUGCAUUUAGCCACACAAUUGGGAUAUAUUCAUGAGGACGAAUUAGCCUGGAGCUUUACAAGCUGUCCUACUAUCGAAUAAGGGAACAGACUGUAUUCUUAGUGAAGAUGAGACAUAAUAGUGACCAUUACAUAUUACAUUUUUUUUUUCAUGACAACAACUAAAUCCUGGAACUUUAUAAUCACUUUUUCUAAGACACAGAAUCCAGCCUAGGAUUUUACUGAUUUAUUGAAAUGUUAAAAUCAGUCUUUUCAUUCACACUUCCUUGGCUGCAAACAGAAUACACUAAUUAUUGUAUACACUACAAAGGAAUUCCUUAUUUCAUGCAAAUGUUGGCGUAUUUUUGUGUUGGACAGCAGUGCUUUAUUGUAUGUGCCACACAUCACUAGUAUGUUUCGCAUUUAGACAGAAACCUACCUAGUAUUUUAUUUUAUAUAUCAUUUUUUUUUAUGAAGAACUCAGCUGUAGAUAUGCAAGUGUAAUUUAUUACUGGCUAUUUUUAAAUAAAGGUGAAAAACUAAAAUAAUAUUGCAACUAAA